Geodia barretti is the source of this 465-nucleotide messenger RNA. NCBI's taxonomy places the organism in Eukaryota, Metazoa, Porifera, Demospongiae, Tetractinellida, Geodiidae. The record is from the annotation of a GenBank genome assembly.
AUGGUAAAGCCAAGGCAGUUGGGACAUUUGGUUCUCCGUGUGCGUGAUCUGGAGGCGUCUGAGAAGUGGUACUCCGAGGUGCUGGGGCUUCACACUACGACCAAGCGCCCGGGCGGUAUGACAUUCAUGAGUGCAAAAGAGGGAUCUUCCCACGAAUUGGCCCUGAUGAGUGUGGGGCCGGAUGCACCGGGUCCGGAAGAGACGCGUGUCGGUCUAUAUCACUUCGCGUGGGAGAUGGAUUCGUUCGAGGACCUGAAGGAACUCUACGAGCACAUGAAGGCGAAGGACGUGAACAUCGGCGGCAUCGGCGACCACGGCAUUUCGAUGGGUGUGUACCUCUUCGACCCUGAUGGCAAUGAGAUCGAGGUCUAUUACGAGAUGCCCAAAGAGGAAUGGCCGGAUAGCGAGUAUCUGUUCGCGGGAGAGUAUCCGGAGAAAUUGGAAGCGGAAGAGGUGGCGGUGUAG